Cyclocybe aegerita is the source of this 1497-nucleotide messenger RNA. NCBI's taxonomy places the organism in Eukaryota, Fungi, Basidiomycota, Agaricomycetes, Agaricales, Hemipholiotaceae. The record is from the annotation of a GenBank genome assembly.
AUGUCCGUCUCCAUCCCCGCCGACAUUGAUGUCUCCCUCCCCCUCUCUACGUCUGUGGUGGACGCCGAUUACACGCCUGACACCGUCCCCGGCUUUAUCAAGGACAAAGUUAUCGAAAAUGGCGUGCUCUUUGUCGACGUCGUCAAUGCGGGCGCCAAGGUUGGCACCGCUCUCGAGGACCAUGAGGCUACCGAUUGCGGCCUCAUCAAAAACCACUGGACCUUCCGUGCGCACCUCGACUUUGGUCAAGACGGUCGGGACGACCUCGGCCAGGUCAAGUUCGGCAUGGAUAUUAAGCGUUCCGUCAGCAUCGGCUCCAACGAGGGCCAAUACGCCAGGAGCAACCGCUCUGACCCUGACACCGGCUCGGACAUGGUCUACAGCCCUGUCGGCAGCUUCAGCAAGCCCCCCGCUCCCAGCAGCGACGACGGCUUUCCGGCUGCUCUCCCGCUUGUUCCUGCUACUGGCGAGGGCAGUCACGACUCGCACGACUCGCAGUCGGCUGGUGUGAGCGACGUCGAGAGCGUGGGCAAGCUGCCCGACAUCACAUCUAGUGAUGGCCUCCUUUUCCAGCAGCCCACCGAGGGUGCUCCCCAUCCUGGCGACUUCAACAUAAAGGUCCGCAGUCGUACGGAGCCCUCCCGUUCCGUCGUCGUCGUCUUCGAACUCGCCCUCGCCCCCGGCACCACUUUCGGCCAGCUUCUCAAGGCCCUUAUCGAUCGCAACAUGUUACCCUUCUUCUUCCGGAAGAUCGGCGCUCAGGCCACGGCUGCAUGGCUUCGCAAGGCCUUUUUUGUCUCCGGCGAGGCUGUCAUGGUCUUGAGUGACCCCAACGCAGAGGGCGACAUCGUGAUCGACGACAAUCAUAUUUUCAGCUUGCUGGGAUGGCGCUACACCAACCCCCUCAUCCCCAUCAACGUCCCCAGCGUCCCCGGUACCGUUGCCCUGACCAGGCGCGGUGUUGCCCGCAGCCGCAACCUUAUUGACCGCGCGGUCUGGCCUGCCAACUUCGUCCACGUCGAGGACGAGAAGCUCAAGUACAACCAGCAUAUAACCCAAGAAGACACGACGAAGGACCCAUCGGAGCGCAUCGACACUGUAUGUUUCAGCGCACCUCGGGAAGAACAAUGGCCCGCCGUCGAUGGGUUGUCACCCAUACAUCUAGAGGUCCAGGCGAACGUCGACGAGUCGAUCGACCUCAGUCCGUUGGACAAGUUCAAGCACCUAUGGACGGCUCUGCGCACCUUCAGGAUGGGCAGCGUGUGCUCGUUUGAGGAGUGGCCGGCCUUGAUCACGGCGCAGGCAGAGAGCAUUGACUUGGGCUGCUCGCAUGCGAUCCACUGGACGAGCUCAGGUGGGUUUCAAAACUUAAAGAGGCUGGAGAUCGAGGAGAACAACGCUAUCGAUAUGUUUUUGUUCGCGAUGAAGGAGAUUCCUGGCCUUCUUGGUCGAUUAGAGGUCUUACAUUUGCAAAGCACGAUUGGAUGCGAUCUCUAG